AUGGACGCUUUUCUUCUGCUCAACUGCACUAAUGAGAGCAUCUGCAUGAAUUCCGGCCAGGUCGAUGCGGGAUUCUCGGUGUGGCGACGCGGGCGGCAGUCAAUCCAGUUCGCCGGCCAGUGGCUGGGGUACAUGGAGGACCCGCGCGUGUCAACGGACCUGCCGAACCAGCUGGGUCGGCCGAACCAUGCCUGCUUCAUGGACCACCGGCACGACCAAUCCGCGCUGGGGCUGCUGGCGAAGCGGUGGGGGCUGCACAUGUGGCCGCAUGAUGCUGUGGAGGAGGUUAUCAGUCACCACUGGAACAAGGAGUGA
Messenger RNA from Closterium sp. Naga37s-1, 315 nucleotides. The record is from the annotation of a GenBank genome assembly. Lineage: Eukaryota; Viridiplantae; Streptophyta; Zygnematophyceae; Desmidiales; Closteriaceae.